UUCUGCACCACCUCCUCUUCUUCCCCGUCUGAAGCUCUUGGAAAAACACCGUUCUCUGGGGGUCCCACCGAAGCCCCCUCUUCUCUCGCAUUCAGACUUGGAUGAGUCAGAUUAUGACGAUCCCCCGUUCGAGGAGGAAGUAGCCGCUGUGCCGGAAGAAAUGACUGACAAGGAAGAGGCAGGGACCACGCCGGAGACGCGGCGCUGUGUGCGAAUCAACAGCCUGCUGAGCGAAGACGAGCUCAUUGAGGAUUACUUCAAGGCGGAAUCCCCUGUAAACAACCACUGGCAUGAUGGUGAGCACCUCUCUGUGGGCGGUGUGACUCUCCACGGCGGCGAGAUGGACAGGGACGCAUCGUCCAGACAGCUUUCGCCGGUCAUCAAGGCCGGAUGGCUGGACAAGAACCCACCGCAAGGCUCCUACAUCUACCAGAAGCGUUGGGUGAAGCUGGAUCCUGACUACCUCCGCUACUUUGACAGCGAAAAGGACAUUUACUCCAAGCGCUUCAUCCCGGUGUCCUCCAUCACUCGAGUGACCAGCAUCGGGGACCAGAAAUUCGAGGUCAUCACUAAUAACCGGACGUUUGCCUUCCGGGCUGAGAGCGAUGCUGAUCGCAACGAGUGGAUCAGGGCCCUGCAGAAGACAGUGGACGAAAGGAAGGGGCGCUGCUUGGACCGAGGGUCAGUCUUCCAUGCGUCCGGCGGCAGCUUCGAGGCGGUGGACAAGUGUGGGCCUUUGGAGCUGCGGGGCUACAAGAGCAAGCUGUACGUGGCCGUGGCUGGGGAUAAGGUCUUCCUCUACAAGAACGCAGAGGAGUUUCGCCUGGGCAUUGGCAUCACCUACAUUGAGAUGAAUGUGGGGAACGUUAAAGAUGUGGACCGGAGGGGGUUUGAUUUGACGACGCCGUACCGGAUCUUCAGCUUCCUUGCGGACACUGACCAGGAGAAGGAGGACUGGGUGGAAGCCAUGCGGCAGUCCAUCUCGGAGGCCCUUUCCCACUCCGAAGUGGCCGAGCGCAUCUGGAGUGCCGAGGCCAACCGUCUUUGUGCCGACUGUGGGGCCCCCAACCCCGACUGGGGCUCCAUCAACCUCUGCGUGGUCAUCUGCAAGCGAUGUGCAGGGGAGCACCGCGGGCUGGGGCCCAGCAUCUCCAAAGUGCGGAGCCUGAAGAUGGACAAAAAGGUCUGGACGGAGGAGCUGAUUGAGCUCUUCCUCCGGAUCGGGAACUUGACGGCCAACCAGUUCUGGGCGGCCAACGUCCCUCCCAGUGAAGCCAUCCACCCGCAGAGCGACAGCCAGGAGCGCAGGCACUUCCUCACAGCCAAGUACCGGGAGGGCAAGUACCGCAGGUACCACCCGCUCUUCGGAAACCAGGAGGAGCUCAACAAGGCUCUGUGUGCGGCAGUGACCACCACGGACCUGGCGGAGACCCUCGCCCUCUUGUUCUGCGGGGCCGAAGUCGGCUGCUACUCGGGGGACCCCACUUGCCCCAACCCCAUGGCUUUGGCGGAGGCGGCCGGGCAGAGGCUGCAGAUGGAGUUCCUCCUGCAAAACAAGACCUCAGAGACCCCACAGCUGGACGUCUGCACCAGUUUGGAGAAGCACUACUCGGUCGUCUUGCCCUCCGUUGCCCACAAUGGGUUCCUCUACAAAGCCCCCUCCAUGGCGAAGCUGGUCCACGAGCGGAAAGCCCGGGAAGAAUUCAGCCGCCGCUGGUGCCACCUCCAUGACGGCAUCUUCGGCUACUAUGAGAGCAACACCAGCACCGUCCCCAACGGAGAGAUGCGGGUUCAAGAGAUCGUGUCUGUCGUGAACAACCCCCUCGAUGCGCAUGGAUUCUCAAGCACUUUUGAGGUCUACGUAGAAUCGGAGAGACUCUACCUCUUUGGGCUGGACAACCCCGAAGGCAUCAAGGAGUGGGUCAAAUGCAUCGCAAAGUCUUUCCUGCCUCUCGUGGCCGAGGGUCUGCUGAGCCACGACUUUGAGCGCCUCGGGCGUCUGCACUACAAGGGCGGCCUGAACCUGGAGCGGGCCAAGGAGGGCUGGUUUGCCCUGGAGCAGUCCACUUUGUAUGCUUACCUGGAAAACAGCGAGAAGGAGGAGGCCAUUCACCUGCGGAAGCUGCAAGAACUCUCCAUCCAAGGUGACAAUGAGGUCCUUGUGCUGGUGGAGAGAAGAAGGACGCUGUACAUCCAAGGCGAGAGGAAACUGGACUUCUUAGGAUGGGUGGCCGCCAUCCAGAAGGCCGCUGGGAGCUCUGGCGACACUUUGUCCGAACAGCAGCUCACGGACACUGACGUUCCAGUCAUCGUGGACCGGUGCAUCGAUUACAUCACGCAAUGCGGGCUGACCUCGGAGGGGCUCUACCGAAAGAGUGGCCAGAACUCCAAGACCACCGGCCUGCUGGAGAUGCUGCGGAGAGAUGCCCGCAAGGUCCGGCUGAAGGAAGGUGAGCACCAAGUGGACGAUGUGGCCAAUACCCUCAAGCGCUUCUUCCGCGACAUUGGAGAUGGGCUCUUCACCAAGGAAUGCUCUCAGGCCUGGCUCAAAGUCCCCGCCCUUGAGGAUGAGAAAGAGAAGGUUUCCCGGUAUCGGAGGCUGUUGAAUGGCCUUCCGUGGGUCAACCGAGCCACCGUCAAAGCCCUGAUCAACCACCUUUACCGGGUCCAGUGCUUUGCUGACAUGAACCAGAUGAACACGCACAACUUGGCCAUCGUCUUCGGCCCAACGCUCUUCCAGACGGAUGGACAAGACUACAAAGCCGGGCGAGUGGUGGAGGACCUCAUCCGAUGCUACGUGGAUAUUUUCAGUGUGGAUGAGGAGGAAAUGAGGAAGCAGCAGGAGGAGAUCACCGCUAUCAUGAAAAUGAGGAUUGCGGGGUCAUCCAGUGGGACACAGCAAGCCGGUGACUUCAUCUGUACUGUGUACCUGGAGGAGAAGAAGACAGAAACAGAGCAGCAUAUCAGGGUUCCUGCCACAAUGACAGCGGAGGAACUGGUUUUCGAAAUCCUGGACCGGAGGAAAAUCGUCAUGAAGGAGAAAGACUUCUGGAGCUGCUUUGAAGUGAAUGAACGGGAGGAGGCAGAGCGGCCCUUGCACUACAGUGAGAAGGUCCUUCCGAUUUUGCACAGUCUCGGGAAGGACAGCUAUUUGGUCGUGAAGCGCCAGCUUUCCAUGGACAGUAUGUUGCUCUAUCUAGCCAGCAAGGUGGGCGACAGCAAACACGGAAUGAUGAAAUUCCGGGAGGAGAAGAACUUGCUUGGCCUUGGACUCAGCACCGGGUUCCAUGACCGGUACUUCAUCCUCAACAGCGAGUGCCUUCGCCUCUACAAGGAGGUCCGGAGUCAUAAACCUGAGAAAGAAUGGCCAGUCAAGAACCUGAAGAUCUACCUGGGCAUCAAGAAGAAAGCCCGUCCUCCGAGUUGCUGGGGCUUCACCGUCUUUUUUGAGAACGAGAAGAUGGAGAAGCAGCAAUGGUACCUUUGCUGCGAUACCCAGAUGGAGCUCCGGGCCUGGUUUGCCACCUUCCUCUCCGUGCAGCACGGGGGCAACAUCUGGCCCUCGGAGUCGUCCAAAAUCCGGGCAUCUCGGAUCCAGCAGGAUUCCCGACUGGGGAACAUCUCCUUGAUCCCUCUUCGGGGCAACGAGAGCGAGAUGAGGAACAGCGUGGCCGCCUUCACGACCGACCCCCUGACGCUUCUUCGGGAAGUGUGAAACCGGAAGGCGGUUGUGCAAGAUCUGAUGGCAAAAGGCAAAGAAUGAUGGAAGAAGGGGAGGACAAAAGGAAGAAAGGACUGGGAUGGGGAGGAGAGUCAAUUCCUUUUUUCUCCCCAACUGACCCCUUUCCUGAAAACCCCGAAAGCCAAGAAAGUGGGGAUGCCUUCAAGGAAAAACCCCCAACGUUGCAUCCUCUGUUCCUGUCUUUGAUAAAGGGAUAAACGUGGCCAACUUGAGGCUAGAGAGGAACCAGUCGGUGCCAAAUUCAGGACCCAAAUCCAGUCUCCGGCCGGACUUUGGGGUCCUGGUAGCCUCGGUAGGACUGGCAAAUGGGCAUUUUCCUUCUUCCUUGAAUCGAUUUAGGAUGGCAGCCAUAAAAGCCAUUGACUUAGAAUUGAUUCUGGGCAAAACGCGGAAACUUUGGCUCAUCUUGGUUUGGAUAAAUUGAACCGAGUGGAACCGAAACUCGGUGCCGUGAAAAAGACAAAAAUGAGGAAAUUCACACCUAUCUCUUUUCUGCCAUGCUUCAGAGACAAGGAUAAAAGAGGAUGAGAUUCCUCUGACUCUCGGCACACCUUAAAAUGCGGUGAUGACUACACAAUUGUGCAUUUUAAGUCCAUUUUUGGGGCAUGGAAAGGGGAAAAGAGGGCAACCAAAUCAUGGCCAAGUUGCUGGGCAAAAGGAAAGUGCUUCAGGAGGCAGCCUUGGACUCUGGAAGGAAGGAGCAAAGUCGGGCAACAUUUGGGCAUGGAAAGGACCCCAAAUGUAUUUGCGGAUGACAUCCCAUUUGUUUCCUCUGAAGCAUCAGGAGCUGUGAAAAAGGGGGGCAGGUACCAUCUUUCUCAAGCAUCGACCUAUCGUUUUCUUCUCUCUCUUUGGUUGUCGUCACUUUGUUUGGUUAAUAAAUAUUCUCUUGGAGGA
This is a messenger RNA of Anolis sagrei ordinatus, 4639 nucleotides long. NCBI's taxonomy places the organism in Eukaryota, Metazoa, Chordata, Lepidosauria, Squamata, Anolidae. The record is from RefSeq and is a predicted model, not a curated record.